GUUUGCCAAGGCUCAAGAAAUGAUAGCAACAAAUUAUGGUUGCCACAAAAUUUAUCAAGGUCCUGGUGAUCUGCAUCAUGGCUUACGCCGCCAACGUCGAAGCUCGUGAAUCCUCCACUUGUGCAUUUUUCAUUGAGUCCCAUUGCGGUGAUUGUGAUCAACUGACCACGCAAAUGGGUAAGCGUGAAUGCUUGCAGGAGUGUAUUUCUGAUAAUAAUGGUGAUCAGAGAUGCUUGCAGGCACGCCUUCGUUUGGGUAAAAACGAAGAAAAGGCGCAGAAGAAGCAGAAGAACCAAAAAUGCAAUGCCUUUAUCACAUUAAAUUGCGAGUGUCCAGAUCUAAUGGGUGCCGAGAAUAAAAGCUGUAUUGCUGAGUGUAUAGAAGGCAAGGACUCGGAUGAUAUCUGUGAAACGAGAGUUGCACGCAUGGAGAAUCAGGCUGAACGUCAGGCUAACAGGGAAUUGAAUCAGAAGUGCAAUGCGUACAUCAAACUCAACAGUGAGUGCUCUGGAUUGCGUGGAGCCGAACGUACGAUUUGUAUCUCUACUUGUGCAGAAUCUCGGGACUUCUGUGCGGCAAAACUGCAACGUAUGGAGAAGCGAUCAGCCAAGAAAGUGGCGAAAGCGGCCACAGAGCUCGCCAACAAGAAGUGUAAUGCUUUCAUCACUUUGAGCUGUGAGUGUACCGGAAAGAAGGGUGCAGACAAGAAAGACUGCAUCUCCGCAUGUAUCGCCGAUCAGGAAAUGUGCGAAGCUAAAGUACAGCGCAUUCUGAAGCGAGCCAACUGGGUCGCCAAGAAGAUGGAGAAUAAAAAAUGCAAUGCAUUUAUUAAAUUGAACUGCGACUGUACUGACACCACGAAGGGUGUCGAGAGGGUUGAAUGCCUCAGUAAAUGCAUCGAAGGUGAGGAUUCUGAUGAUCAUUGCAAGUCCAGAACUGAGCGUUGGAACUUGAGAGCCGAAAACAAAAUGUGCAAAGUGUUCAUCAAGGACAAUUGCGAAUGUGACGAGCACACUGGCGAUGAUAAACGCGCAUGUGUAUCUGAGUGUAUUAAUGAAGAGGAUUCUGAUGAUGUAUGCGCAAAAAUGAUUGCAUGUCAAGAAUUUGUUGUCAGCAACUGCGAAGAUUGCCUGGCUUUGGAGAAUGGUACGGGCAAACAGAAGUGCAAGAAGCAGUGUAUUAUGGAGGAAGACACGGAUAAUAUGUGUGAAUUUCAGCAGAUGAAAUACGGCCAGCAGAUGUUCAGCAAAUGGAAUAUGAAGCAGAAUGAGAAGAAGCAAGAGAAGAAACAGCAACGCCAAGCGAAGAAGGAGCAGCGACAAGCGGAAACGCAGGCCAAGAAGGAAGAAACAAAGAUAUAAAUAUUGCAAUGCCCGUGGAUAUUGUAAAUCUGAAUCCGAAUGAAAUGACGCAUAGCUUGGUAGGCAAAUGCGAAGUAGGCAGUUGACUGCAAACCCAAGACAUCCGGGUCAAUACUCGAACUGGGUUCGAGCUGUCUAUUGUCCAUUGGUACAUCUAAAAUAAAGUGCUUCACUAUGUUUGUGGUAGAACAAAUUGUAUCAAUUUCUGGAUCACUAUACUUCAAAUUGGUAUAUGUUGGCAGACGCGCUGCUCUGAUUCAUUUUUACGAACAUACAACCAAUAAAGCAUAAGUGUAGGUUGCAGUGGCGGCCUGGUAUACCACGCACAACUACAUUUUACAAUUUCACAAUACUAGUAAUAGUUGCCAGCGUAUAUAUGGCCGACGUAGACUGGUGCUUACGAACGUUACAUCUAAACUAAUAUACAACACCAAAAAGCUUCUUAAAUAUGCAUUCUAGCUCAAUACAAUGCAAACUGCCCC
Messenger RNA from Sphaeroforma arctica JP610, 1843 nucleotides. RefSeq lists its product as hypothetical. The transcript has a single exon. Bases 36 to 1361 code for a protein of 441 amino acids. Lineage: Eukaryota; Ichthyosporea; Ichthyophonida. The record is from RefSeq and is a predicted model, not a curated record.